Molecule: messenger RNA, 2727 nt
Organism: Entamoeba dispar SAW760
Lineage: Eukaryota; Evosea; Mastigamoebida; Endamoebidae
Exons: 1
Coding region: 1-2727 (908 amino acids)
Source: RefSeq, a predicted model, not a curated record
AUGAAGACAGCUCUAUUACUGUUACUCACUAUAACACUGUCACUUUCAGCAUCAAUCGACUAUGUUUUUACUGAUGUAACUGAUGAAGACGUAAAAUUAGAAGAUGACCAUGAUUUAGUUGAAGAGGAUUUAGUAGAGUUUGAUACUGAUGAUUUCGAUAGUUCAUUUGAAUACAACCUUGAAGAUGAUAAGGCAAAAGCUGCCCCAAAGAAAGCUGCUCCUAAAAAGGCUGCCCCAAAGAAAGCUGCUCCUAAAAAGGCUGCCCCAAAGAAAGCUGCUCCUAAAAAAGCCACUCCAAAGAAAGCUGCUCCUAAAAAAGCCACUCCAAAGAAAGCUGCUCCUAAAAAAGCCACUCCAAAGAAAACAACUCCUAAAAAAGUUGCCCCAAAGAAAACAACUCCUAAAAAAGUUGCCCCAAAAAAGGUUACUCCUAAGAAAACAACAACUAAAAAACCAGUUCAACAAAAGAAAGGUCUUUUCGGUAAAAUAACCUCAUUUGGUUCAAAAAUAGCUCAAAAAGGAAAGAGCAUUGCCAAAAAAGGAAUGAGUGCUGCUAAAGGAAAAAUCAGUUCCAUUAAGAAAGGAGGUAAAGAAUUAGUUAAUAAAGGAAAAACGAUGAUAAACAAAGGGAAAGAUGCAUUACAAAAAGGAAAGGACACAUUAAAGAAAAGUGUUAACAACUUAAAGAAUAAAGGACAGACUAUUAUGAAUAAAGGAAAGAACAUUGUGAAUAAAGGAAAGAACUUGAUAAACAAAGGAAAAGAUGCUUUGAAGAAAAAUGUUAGCAAUUUAAAAAAUAAAGGAAAAGACAUGAUAAACAAAGGAAAAAAUAUGAUAAACAAAGGAAAAGAUGCUUUGAAGAAGGGUGUUAACAAUUUAAAAAAUAAAGGAAAAGACAUGAUAAACAAAGGAAAGAACGCUUUAAAGAAAGGAAAAGAUGCUUUGAAAAAAGGAAAAGACGCUUUAAAGAAGGGUGUCAGCAAUUUAAAAAAGAAAGGUGCUCAAGCACUAAAGUCAGCAAAAGAUAAAGGAAAGAAGGCAUUAGAGAAUAUUAAGAAGUAUGGAAAAAAAGCUAUGAAGAAGUAUUCUGAUGCUAAGAAGAAGAUAAGUGAAGGAAUCAAAGGAAUGUCUAAAAAAGCUCAAAAGAAAUUUAAGGAAACUGCUAGCAAAUUGAAAGAGAAAGCAAAAGGAAUGGCUAGUAAAUUUAAAAAGUUAGGUAAAGUAACUUUGAAAGGAGCUAGUUCUGUUUUCAAAAAAGAAUGGAAAAAGAUGCAAAGUAAAAUUAGCAAGACCCUUAAAAAUGCAGCAGGCAAUGUUAGGAAAAAGUUGUAUGAUGGAUUAAAGAGUCAGUGUUGGUUCAAGGCACUUCAAUCUUGUGGUUGUUGUAAAGAGUGUAUGGCACAAAAACCACCUUCUUGUGGUUGUUACAAAAAAACUAGUGGUGGUUCAUCACAUCGUAAAUCAAAAGGCUCCUCUCGUAGUUCAUCAAGUAGUAGAUCAGGAAGUUCAUCCGGAAGUAGAUCAGGAAGUUCAUCCGGAAGUGGGUCAGGAAGUUCAUCCGGAAGUGGAUCAGGUAGUGGAUCUUAUGCAAGUGCUUCUGUAAGUGUAGACGGUGGAUAUACUGGUGGGUCUGAUAGUGGAUCAAGUGCUGGACAACAAGUAAAUCCUGUUUUCAACAAUAAUGUUAAUGCUGGAGGAUAUCCUUCUGGAAGUGAAGGAUCUUCUAGUGCUGCAACUAGUAUUCAACCAAGUGCUCCUGUAAUUCAACCAAGUAGUCCUGUAGUUCAACCAGUACCAUAUCCAGUUCCAAGUGGAAGUGCUUCUGGAGCAAUUGCUUCUGCUCCUGCACAAGCUGCUCCUGUCAUCGUACAACCAUCAACCCAACCAAGUGUUAUACCAAUGCAACAACAACAGCAACAACAACAACAAAUGACACCUCAAAUUAUCCAACAACCAGCAGCACCUGCUCAACCUCAAAUAAUCCAAGUACCAAGCUCAAGUGCAUCUUCUGCAUCAGCUGCAGCUGCAUCUGCAACACCUGCUCAACCUCAAAUGCCAACAAUCAAUAUGCCAGCUAUUACUAUUACUAAUACCAAUGAUAACAAAAAGGAAAGAGCUGCUGAGAAGAGAGAAGAAAAGGCUGCUGAGAAAAAAGAACAAAAAGAAAUAGUUAGAACUGAGAGAGAGUCCAGAAACCUUGAAAAGAAAGUUGGUAAAGGAGUUCUUAGUAAUGAACAAGAAGAACAGAAAGAACAACGCCAAGCAGUUAAGAUUGUCCGUGUGUAUGAAAAACAACAACAUAAGAAAGAAAAGAAAGAAAAACAAAUAACUGAUAAAAUUAUUAAAGAAACUAUUCCAGAAGAAAACACUAUAACUAAGAAAACUGUUGUAAAAAAUAAAGUUAAAACCAAAGAGGUUAUUCCAGAAGAAAAGGUUAGUGUCAAAAGAACUGUUACAAAACCAAACAUUCCAGAGCCAAAACCUAACACUCCAGAACCAAAAUCAUUUGAACUACCAGAACCAAAACCAUUUAAAUUACCUGAACAUAUCGAAACAACAAAACUUACCAUUAAAACACAACAGAAUAAGUCACACAAAAAACACAUCACUAAAAGAAGAGGAUGUCCAUGCAUCCACAAAGUCCCAGACGUACCAUGUAAAUGUUCUAGUAUAAAGAGAAAUGACAGAGAACUUAAAAGUAUUAUGAAAAACUUAAACCGUCUUUAA